Molecule: messenger RNA, 1449 nt
Organism: Tricharina praecox
Lineage: Eukaryota; Fungi; Ascomycota; Pezizomycetes; Pezizales; Pyronemataceae
Product: ankyrin repeat-containing domain protein
Exons: 1
Coding region: 198-1241 (347 amino acids)
Biological process (GO): positive regulation of transcription by RNA polymerase II
Cellular component (GO): nucleus
Molecular function (GO): transcription cis-regulatory region binding; protein binding
Source: RefSeq, a predicted model, not a curated record
GUUGAGGAAGCCCACAUCCGACCGAGGGACAGCAUUUCAGUGGUGAUGGGACUCUCUUCAUUACCAAUCACAUCAGCCCUAGAUGACGAGAUUGGCAAGGAUUCGAAGAAGCCUCCAAAGUGAGGGGUUCCGACGCUCUUAAGACUGCCAGAAAUCCAUUCACUCCUCCACGUCGUCAACACGUUCGUCUACAUACGAUGCCUUCGCUCGCCACGAUCCCGACGGAAAUCACUCUCCUAAUCACGUCCUUCCUCCCUCCCAACGGCGGCCUCGGCAGCCUCGUUCGCACCAACCGCCACCACUACAACACCCUCAACACCGUUCUCUACAAGCGCGCCGCCGCCGAACUCGAGCCCCAACACAUCCUCGAAUGGGCGCUCACCAACGAAUCGGAGACAGUUCUUGACGUGCUCCUCGCGCAAGGCCUCGACCUCGACGACCCACUUAUCCGCGAUGACGGCUUCGCAAAACAUUGGUACCCUUGGUCGUUUGAGCUCCCCACGCCGCUUCUCGCCGCCGUGGCGGGUGGCAACGACUGGGCUGUUCUCACCCUCAUCAAGAAGGGCGUCAACGUCAACACCUCCAAGGAAUUCAACGAGACCCCACUACAUCAUGCGGCUCGGUGGGGAUAUACUAGUCUUAUCCGGCCGCUAGUGGAGGCGGGGGCGGACAUUGAGGCUCGGACGCUAUCCAGCUGGUGCACGCCGUUGUGGGUGGCUAGCCAUUGUGCUGGCUGGGAGGACCCCAGGAGGAAGCGUAACACGCUCGAGGCGAUCAGGGAGCUGGUUGCGUUGGGCGCGGACAUCGAAGCGAAAGAUUUUAAGUCUGAUCUGACGUGCUUGAUGGAGGCGAUUGAAUCAGGAUAUGUCAAGGCGGUUCCUGUGCUUCUCGGGUGCGGAGCGUCAACCAAAGUUAAGGGGAAAAGGGGUCGCAACGAGCCUCAACCACUUCAUUUUGCGUUGCGCAAGGGAUGGUUGGCGACGAUUAGGGAUUUAGUGGAGCACGGUGCGGACAUCGAGGCCACAAUUGGCUGUAUCCCGAACAUCUACGUUGGUUCGCCUCUCGAAUAUUUCCAUUAUGAACGGCAAGAAUACAUUGAUACUCUUGCCCGUACUGGUCGGCAGAUUGGGGAUAUUUCGCCGCCGAUGAAAGAUGCGUUCACUGACGAGGGGGUUGAAGAGGUGGUGCGCCUACUCACCCCGAAAACGGGCCGGGAACACACGGAACUGGUUGUUGGGUGAUUAUAUGUAUUGAUUGUGUGAGUUUUGGGGGUCACCAUGAGAUAGUGGAAAGGGCGCAGGCGGGUGAUUUGACGGAAUGCGAGACUGCGGGGGUACAUAUUAGACGGCUGUCGGUACGGUACCGGAAGAUAGCUGCUCGAUACAGUGUGUGUGUGCCAACAGUAGGCUCUCAUUUACCAGGGCCAUCAUUUAACAGUGUCCGUCCCCC